Messenger RNA from Aspergillus affinis, 3711 nucleotides. Its product is annotated as acetyl-CoA synthetase-like protein. The record is from RefSeq and is a predicted model, not a curated record. The coding region runs from base 1 to 3711 and encodes 1236 amino acids. Lineage: Eukaryota; Fungi; Ascomycota; Eurotiomycetes; Eurotiales; Aspergillaceae. The transcript has 2 exons. Gene Ontology annotation, biological process: carbohydrate metabolic process. Gene Ontology annotation, molecular function: kinase activity; phosphopantetheine binding.
AUGACUUCGGUGCAGAUACAGUCGGUCACGCCGUCGCCGGUUCCGGCGCUGUUGGCGGCCUCGAGAGUUCUUCCUGUUCAGCAGAGUGAGAGUCCGGAGCAGGUGGUUUACACGAUUGAUGGGUUGUUAAGGGCGAGAGCUGUUGGGGAGAAGGCGGAUGAACCGAUCGUGGCUUAUCCCUCUGCGGGGAUGGAGUAUGCGUACUAUACGCCUCGUCAGUUACAUACGUUUGUUGAGGCGGCCGCUGUUCAUUAUUCGAAGGUGAUUCCUCAACGACGGUCAUCGCAAGGCGCUGUGCAGGUGGUGGGAUUGCUGGGUCCGUCGGACUUUGAGUACUUGGUUACUCUGCUGGCUGUCUCGCGUCUGGGCCAUACGGUUCUGCUCCUGUCGACGAGAAUCGCCGAAGACGCCUACGUGAGCUUGGUGGAGAACACCAAGACGACGUUCCUGGUGACGCAUGCCAAUUUCCGGAAAAUGGGCGAGAAUGUCGCCAAGCGGACCGGUGUCAAUCAGCUAUCGGUGCUAGACCGCGAGGACUACGACUUGCCGGUGACUGUGGAUUUACCGGCCGCUCAGCUGGAUGGUCAGACGGAGGCGAAGCAUGUUUGCUGGGUGAUUCAUUCGAGUGGAUCGACGGGCCAUCCUAAACCCAUCUACCAGACGCAUUCUGGCGCCCUCCGCAAUUAUGCCAACAAUUUCGGUCUGCGUGGCUUCAUCACUUUGCCACUCUUUCAUGCCCACGGCAUCAGCUGUCUGUUCCGAGCCGUGCAUUCCCAGAAGCUGAUCUACAUGUACAACGCAAAUCUGCCCCUCACGGCACCCUGCUUGCUCACUACGCUGCACGAGCACCCCGAGAUAGAGGUCCUCUAUGCUGUUCCGUACGCGCUCAAGCUCUUAUCAGAGACGGAUGAGGGACUGAAGAUGAUGGCGCGUCUGGACCUGCUCAUGUUUGGUGGAUCCUCCUGCCCCAAACCCAUUGGAGACAAGCUGGUACAGAACGGCGUGCGUCUGGUAUCGCACUACGGCACCACCGAAACCGGCCAACUGAUGACCUCCUUCCGCGAUCGCUCGGACCUGGACUGGGACUACGUACGCCCCGGGCCUUCGCUAUUACCUUAUCUUCGCUGGGAGGAACAGAUGCCGGGCAUCUACGAACUCUCUGUCUUGGAAGGCUGGCCGUCCAAGGUUGCCAGCAAUCGGCCCGACGGCUCGUACGCAACAAAGGAUCUGUUCGAGAAACACCCGUCCAAGGAUAACGCAUGGCGGUAUUAUGCUCGGCUCGACGACACAUUGGUGCUUGAAAACGGCGAGAAGACGAACCCACUCGUCAUCGAAGGCGUGGCCCGGAAUAACCCUAACGUGGCCGAGGCGAUCGCCUUCGGGGCUAACAAGCCGCGUCUGGGGUUGUUCUUGGUCCAUGCAGAGAAUAGCAACUGUAUAACAGACGAGGAGCUGAUUGACGCGGCAUUCCCGGCGAUAGAGCAAUGCAAUGCGGAGUCGCCGGCGUAUGCUUACAUUUCUCGCGACAUGAUCCGCGUCCUCCCUGCAGACGCUGAGUAUCGCAAAACGGACAAAGGCACGGUCAUUCGAUCGGCGUUCUAUCGGGACUACCAGGAGCAGAUCAACCAAAUCUACGAUGCUGAGGAUGCGCAUGGCGAUCAGGUUCUCGAGGGAGACGAGUUGCUUGACUUUCUGCGAGAGCAACUGCUGCAGAUUGCGCCGUCUAUCGAGCCUUCCAGCCUAGGAAACACUACUGAUAUAUUCGGUCUCGGAGUCGACAGUCUGCAAUCAAUCCGCCUGCGAAGCGUUAUUCUUCAGACUCUGGAUCUGAAGGGACAGAAGAUCUCGCAGAAUUUUGUCUUCGAGAACCCGUCGUUGCAGGCGAUGGCUGAUGAGCUGACCCGCUUGAUCACGGGCGACGCCAAGGAAGAAGUUCCUGUCGAGGAUCGAAUGAACCAGUUGAUCAAGAAGUACACCGAGUCCAUCCCAGCGCACGUAUCGGUUCCCCGUGCUUACGACGGCGAGCAUGUCGUCGUGACCGGUGCCACCGGUUCUCUCGGCGCGCAUGUUGUCUCCCAGCUGGCUCGAUCUGACAACGUUCGUCGUAUCUAUUGUUUAGUUCGAGCGAAGACCAGACACGCAGCCCAUCGUCGAGUCCUUCAAUCCCUCCGCGAGCGUGCGGUUCUUGCAGAUUUGAAAUCUGGCACUCAACGGAAGAUUGUCGCUCUGCCCUCCGAACUGUCCGACAGCAAGCUGGGACUAGAUACCACGACGUACCAUGAGCUCACCGAGUGCGCCACGGCCGUGAUUCACUGUGCCUGGUCGGUCAACUUUAGCUGGUCGCUGGAAAGCUUCGAACAGAGCUGCAUCGUGGGCACCCGCAAUCUGCUCGAUUUCUGUCUGAACGUCCAAGCCCCGGAGCCGGCCCGCUUUUCGUUCUGCUCAUCCGUGAGCACCGUCGCACGCAGUCCUGGGGGCUGGGUGCCCGAGGCAUUGCCCGAGUCUCUGAGCUACGCUCAGGGUAUGGGCUAUGCGCAGUCGAAACUGGUGACGGAGCAUAUUGUGAACUACGCGGCUCGGGAACGGGGCAUGUCUGCGCGCGUACUGCGCGUGGGCCAGAUCAUUGGUGAUACGGUCCAUGGCAUCUGGAAUGACUCGGAGGCGAUUCCUAUGAUAAUGCAGACUGCGAAGACGAUCGGCGCGCUGCCUCGACUGGACGACAUUCUCUCGUGGACGCCGGUAGAUACGAUCGCGAGCAGUGUGAUUGACUUGACUCUCACACAAGAUGCUGUGGAUGUGUUCAACGUGACAAACCCUAUACUGAAUCACUGGACAUACGACCUCCUUCCACUCCUCAAGCAAGCAGGCCUACAGUUUGAAGUGGUAGAACGACGAGAAUGGUUGCAUCGGCUGCGCAAUUCUAACCAGGAUCCAGCUGCGAACCCGCCUAUCAAACUAUUCCCUUUUUUCGCAAGCAAGUACGGAACUGAUCACUCGAAGCCUCCCUUGUUGUAUGAUACCCACCUGGCACAGUCUGCCGCGCCCGCUCUUCGUCAGGCAGGCGGGCUCACGCAGGACCUCGUCAGUCGAUUUGUUCAGUAUUUCCAGCAGGAAUGCUGGAGUCAACCCGCAAGUAGUUUAUCGAGCGCAACACUCAAGACUCGCGAGAUCAUCUUCCUGAUUGGCCCAUGUGGCUGUGGCAAGAGCACCGCAGCGCACGCUUUAACCGAACGACUCAAUCUCCCCAUAAUCGAAGGAGAUGACAUGCAUUCCCCUAUUGCGCGAAAUAAGAUGGGCAACAAGAUCCCUUUGACCGACGAGGACCGAUGGGAGUGGCUGGCACACAUCCGAGGAGCCGUGAUGGAUCGGUUGCAACAGCAUCGCGACCUCCCUGGCCUAGCCGUUACAUGCUCCGCUCUUCGUAUCGUGUAUCGUGACCAUCUCCGCCGACUCUCCGAGUUGUUCGACUUCCCGGUCGGAGUCACCUUCUUGCUCCUGGAUAUCCAGAACAAGGAGAAGUUGGAAGACCGGCUGGUUGCCCGCUCCGAGGGCGAAGGCCACUACAUGGCUUCGGCAAUGGUCGACUCGCAGCUAAAUCUGUUGGAGGAACCUGAUAUGUCAGAAGGCGAUGUCAUUCGAGUGGACUCCAGCCAAGAGAAGGGGGAUAUGUUGCGCGGUGUAGAGGAGAGGGUGAAGGGAAUUCUGCCGUGA